GCAGUUCCGCUUGCAUUUCCAGUGCUGUGCGGUGCAGGGGCGAGCUCACAAGCACAGCAAUAUUCACAUACGAUUUAAACUUUAACAAAUAUAUUUAUAUACCUCUACUAAGGGGGAAAAGAAGGAGAACAAAUCGUCUAUUAUAAAUAGCCUCGAAACAAGACAGUACUGUUUGUUCAGUUUCCCGCGCCCCCCCCCCCCACACUGGGAGCCUGUGACGAUGUCGUAUUUAUACCUGUUUAAAUACAUUAUUAUAGGAGACACAGGUGUGGGUAAGUCUUGCCUGCUUCUACAGUUCACAGACAAGCGGUUUCAGCCAGUUCACGAUCUCACUAUAGGGGUUGAGUUUGGAGCAAGAAUGAUAGACAUCAAUGGGAAACAGAUCAAACUUCAAAUCUGGGACACAGCAGGGCAGGAGUCGUUCCGAUCCAUCACCCGCUCGUACUACAGAGGGGCCGCGGGGGCCUUGCUGGUGUAUGACAUCACCAGAAGGGAGACGUUUAACCAUUUAACCUCCUGGCUGGAAGACGCCAGGCAGCAUGCCAGCUCCAACAUGGUGAUCAUGCUGAUCGGAAACAAAAGUGACCUGGAAUUGCGGCGUGAUGUUGGGAGGGAGGAGGGGGAGGCGUUUGCCAGGGAGCAUGGUCUGAUCUUCAUGGAAACGUCGGCCAAGACUGCAGCCAAUGUGGAGGAGGCAUUUAUAGACACUGCCAAAGAGGUAUACCACAAGAUCCAGCAUGGCUUAUUUGAUGUAAACAACGAGGCAAACGGUAUUAAGAUUGGACCUCAGCACUCACCGUCUCAGAUGGAUCGAUCUGGAGCAUACCAAAAACCAUCUGAAGCAAGGGGGGACUCUGGUUGCUGCUUGCCUCGCUGA
Polyodon spathula (Mississippi paddlefish) is the source of this 877-nucleotide messenger RNA. Its product is annotated as ras-related protein Rab-2B-like. Lineage: Eukaryota; Metazoa; Chordata; Actinopteri; Acipenseriformes; Polyodontidae. Gene Ontology annotation, cellular component: Golgi apparatus. Gene Ontology annotation, molecular function: GTPase activity; GTP binding. The transcript is spliced from 8 exons. The record is from RefSeq and is a predicted model, not a curated record. The coding region runs from base 221 to 877 and encodes 218 amino acids.